UUCAUAUCUUUGAAUGUGUGCUAUCAUUGUUAUUAUUUAAAACACGCACAAUACAUGUCAUAAAACAGUAUUAUGGUAAUGUAUAUGAAUUUAUGUCCUUAAAGUACGAGGCUCGCAAAUAAUGGGCUACAUUUUGUCUGCACGCUGUAUACAUUCUAUUCCAGGAAAUGCUGGUAGCGUGAAGUAAAGUCGAAAACAUUUUUUUAAUUCGACUAUAUAUUUGACAAAAUUAACUUACCUACGUAACACGUUGUCGUAGCUUCCAUAUCCAAAAACCGAGAAUCACUACAUCAUCUUUGGGCCUACAUGGAACAUUAAAAUGGCGAAUUUAAGAACGCUUUUCCUACCGUUUAUUUUUUUGGAAUAAAAAUUCAACGCAGGCUUAAUUCACUGCAUAACACACAACAAGGCCAUAAAUGAGACGCUAUACGAUAGAUGAUAUAACAAAAGCACUGUCACGGUGAAUAAAUGGUUUUGAUUUCUAUCAAACCAAAUAACAGAUUGCCUUGACCUUCGCUCGCACACUUUUUUUAACCUAAUUUAGGGAGAAUCUUUUCUAAGGGUCUAAUAGUCUAUGCUCAAGGCCUAUUACAACCAGAACCUUUAUUCAAGAAAAAUUCAUAAUAAACAUGACAUAGUGAAUAAUUAUUUCAUGACUAUUAUUCAAUUACCCGAUAAGCAGAGUUUAUAGCAGCGGGGAUUGUAUCUACAAACAAAACGUAUUUAAUUUCAGUACUACUGUAUCUACUUUACUCUGGAAUAAAUAGAAUUUAUCUUCCAGUAUUCAGUCGUUGACACAGACCUAACCCUGAGACCCAAAAUAAGGGUACAUUUAUUUAUGUGAAACAGUUUUAAUCUUACAUAUGUAACAGAUAGCAUUAUAGGUCGUUGAAGGAAGUCGCUUUUGUAACUAAGCAUCACCAUAAUUCUUUGCCUCGAUGCAGUAUGAAUUUAAAUCAAUCCUGAACAGUUUAGCGUAUUUAACUAGAUUUGUUAUUACAUUGUACUCAUUUAGAAACCAGGUACACGGACAAAGAUAUUUGCAUCGACAUAGACAUUUUAGCAUUGCACUUUGAUAACAACUAAUGCAACAAAACGCAUGAACAGUUGGUUUAUUUGGGUAAAAUAAGUUCAAACUGAUUUCUCAAUUCUAUUGAGUUUGGUCCUAUUAGGCAUUUUCUAUUUGAUUUUUUUUAGUUCAUUAAAGUUAUUUGUAACCAUGAAUAGAACAAAAAAAGAUAACCUUAAAUAUUCUUUCUCUAAACGAGGCGAAUCGGGUGCACGCUACUUAGCUACUUAGACGAAUAAUGACAUUUUACUUUAUUAUACAAGGACUAAACAUUUUAAUGAUUAUAGCCUUUAUCAAUGUACAGAUCCACGGUGGUAGAGGCGACUAUGAAAAAGACCGGAUAUCGACCUAACAUGCAGAAUAUUACAUACUAUAUCUUGUGCAUCGACUUGUUUCAUUACCUUUGUCUGUACAGCUUACCUCAAACCGGUUUUUAUACGCAUGUACAUGUAACUCGUGUAGCAGGAUUUAGAAAUUAGGCCGAGCGUUACCAUGCCAGCGGUUCUCUUAUUGGCAAACCAUAUUGCUAGACAAAGGAAACAUGUAGCCUAGAAGAAUAAGUGGAUGCUCCAGUUUAGUGACAUAUAUCGACAAAUUUAAACCUGGUAGACUGAUUUUCUGCAAGAUGUCAAUGCUCCCCACAAAUCAGGAAAGUUACUUCUUCGAGUGGAUUUCUCGAUCGCAGCGAUUGAGCUAAAAUAAUGUAAAUCAUUUUCAAUUGCUUAUUUUAGCUUGCCUGCGCUUGUUACCUAUACGGAAGUCGUAUUGUUAUGUCGAUAGAUAAAUUUCUGCUUGCUAUGUUAAGCUCGAGGGAUACGACAUUAUCGAAUUUUUCAAGGAAGUCAGACCUUGGAUUGUGCAUAUUUGCAAACAUGAGCAAUAUCCGGGUUCUGCAAAAGGAAAUCAUGUGUCUUAUUUUACUGUGUAAUUGUAUUAUUAAACAAUAAUGUCUUCCUUGAUUGGGGAAUAUGGUCGAAUAAUUUAAAAUAUGGCGGACAAAUCUUAUCUGUUAGGUGAAGCUGCUCCAUAGCAUACCCUUUCAGUCCAGCGAUGUUUUCGAAGUGCACUAAUAAAUUUAAGUAAAACGUUUCCAAAUGUGAACGAUUCUAUGAAGUAGGAGGCUUUUGUAGGUUUCCGCCAGAAUUUCUUCUGCUGAUUUUUUGGUGCUUUUUUUUUCAACGCCUUUACUGUGGCUCUUUGUGCUAGCCUUGAUGGCCUUGAAGUGUCUAUUUUGUCGGUUUCUUUGAAAUAUGUAGAACCUUUUUUGAUUGGUCCGGCUAUUGUAUUUGUAUUCAUUGGCAGCGGGUAUAAAGUUGAUGCACCAAGGUCACAGGAUUCGAUACAAAUACAUUCCUGAACCGUGCAAGCAACUACAGAAAGAAUAUUUUUUUAAAUCAAGAUUUAUUUUUUCUCCUGUUUUGCAGGACGCCUUUUUAAUUGAACGGAAUGCACUUUUAGUGGCAUUGUCAAGUUGUGGGAUUUCAUGGUCUAUGGCGGACAGUCCUAUGUUUUCCCGGCUCAGUUGUAUUUAAACAGUAAGAUGGCCAAUUUUUAAUUAUAACAUAGGUUUAACGGCUAUACGCGUUAUAGUGUAUUUAAUUCUGAGCUAGUUCGUGCAUAUAGUGAUAAAGGCGAUACAAUUAAAAGACGGAUCCGUAUCUUUAACUGUUGGCUUGUUUGCCGAUCGUUCAGUUCUCUGCCGUUUGGCUUUAAAGGUCGACAAACGAAUGACACAUUCUCUUUCAAUCUUUGUAGAUUUGUCAACGUACUAAUUCAGAGAACACUACGCGUGAAUGCAUAAGAACUACGUAUAUAUCUAGUCUAAACAGCUUUCGCGAAACUUCAAUGUAGCAUCGACUAUUUUUCUAUCAUAGUUAUAAAUCACUAAACACAUAAUUCCACGCGUUUCUCGGCAUAGAAAUAUUUGACCAUUGUGUCCUCGGAAGAUGAAGCGUGACAAAAUGAUACUUGAAACUCAAUAAUAGAAUUACAAACAAGAUUAAAUAAGCGUUUGAACUUCGAUGCCCUGUGAUGUCAUAAAGUAUUGCCUCUGACUACGAUUCGGAUUAAAAAAGAGAAAUAUUUAGAGAUAAAGAAGUUACUUCGAAUUCAUUCAUGCAUCCCCUUGUAUAGUCUACUUGACAGCAGCGAGUAGCCGUACUGUUUGUUUUGUAUUAAUUAACUGAGCCACUUUUUGCCGCCUUAAUACUGCGGGGAGUUAUAACCGCAUCGAUUGCCACAACUGGUAAGCUAUAAGAACGAAAAUUACUACCAUAUUUUUGGCUGUACACCACUACUGUCCGUGUAAUUUUCUCGUCUAGCAAGAGCAACCCAUCCAUAUAUGCACUUUUGCCCUAGUGGCUUAAGUUCUUGACGAUUCAGCUGAAGAAUAGAGAACGUGAAGAUGUUGGCCAGGUGCUCGAAAUUCAUGUUGGUAGCGUUCAACAUCACCUUUGUGUUGCUUAGCAUAGGAAUAGCAACAGUUGGGGGCCUUGGAUUAUAUUUCAUGCAAAAGUCGGGUUAUGCCAUCGGCGAUAACUACGUCAGCAUACCUAUUUUACUCAUUUUCAUCGGCUCAACAGUAUGCACGCUAGCUUUUAUUGGAUGUGUUGGUGCCCUUUGCGAGAGCGUCGGAUUGCUAAUUACGUACGCCCUGCUAACUUUCCUCGUGCUGGUCGGUGAGGCUGUUGUGGUUAUUCUGGCUAUUACCCACAGAAGUCAGACAGAGAGCAUCGUCGGAGAGACCUUGAAUAAAACGCUGGUGGAUUACUGGAAGAACUCGAAGAUAAAUUCAGCGAAGGCCGCCUGGGACUUUGUACAAACUAAACUCGAAUGUUGCGGGGUUUACGGCCGUCACGAUUGGAAAGCCCAAGGCCUUUUACCGCCCAGUUGCCAAAACUUCACCACCGGGUGUCUACCAGCAAUUGAAAAGAAACUAAAUGAAUUCAUCCCACAUAUAAUUGUCUUUGCUUCUUUGUUUUGUGCAGUAGAAGUUGCAACAAUCUGUGCUUCUUGCGCGUUGGCCCUUAUACCGAAAAGUAAUUAAUCAUCGUCAGGAGCAUUACUCAAGCCAAUCUGAACGACACUUUCGACAAUAUUAUGGUUUUAUUGGAUAGGCGAGGAAAAAUACAUUUGGCUAUAUAUGAGUGAGGAACUUG
Varroa destructor (honeybee mite) is the source of this 4227-nucleotide messenger RNA. Lineage: Eukaryota; Metazoa; Arthropoda; Arachnida; Mesostigmata; Varroidae. The record is from RefSeq and is a predicted model, not a curated record.